CGAAAUCUACACGGCUAAAGUUUGGGGAUCGACAGUGCUCAAAAGCACAUUAAUUUAUACCUUGUGGUGUUAGCAACUUUGAGUACUUUUGUCAAAAUAACAAAAGAUAACUCCGCGAAAUCUUCACAGUUAAAGUUUGUGUAAUUCGCAAUGUUCGCCGCCACAUUGUUUUUUUACUCUGUGACGUUAGCAACUUGAAGAGCCGUUGUCAAAAUAACAAAAUAGAACUCUGCGAAAUCUACACGGCUAAAGUUUGGGGAUCGACAGUGCUCAAAAGCACAUUGAUUUAUACUUUGUGAUGUUAGUAACUUUGAGGACAUUUGUCAAAAUAACAUACGAUAACUCUGCGAAAUCUUCACAGUUAAAGUUUGUGUAAUUCGCAAUGUUCGCCGCCACAUUGUUUUUUUACUCUGUGACGUUAGCAACUUCAAGAGCCGUUGUCAAAAUAACAAAAGAGAGCUUUGCGGAAUCUACACGGCUAAAGUUUGGGGGUUGACAGUGUUCACAAGCACAUUGAUUUAUACUUUGUGAUGUUAGCAACUUUGAGGACCUUUUUCAAAAUAACAAAAGAUAACUCUGCGAAAUCUUCACAGGUAAAGUUUGUGCGGUUCGCAAUGUUCGCCGCCACAUUGUUUUUUUACUUUGUGACGUUAGCAACUUCAAGAGCCGUUGUCGAAAUAACAAAAUAGAACUUUGCGGAAUCUACACGGCUAAAGUUUGGGGGUUGACAGUGUUCGCAAGCACACUGAUUUAUACCUUGUAAUUUUAGCAACUUUAAAAGUGCCUUUGUUAAAAUCACAAAAUAGAACUCUGCGGACUACAAAUUUUAAAUUGAUUUACAAUGUUUGCAGGUGUUACAAGGGUAAAUAAUCCAAUAAUAGGUUUUUCAUUUUAAACUUUUCACUACCACAAACGGCAAAUCACGUCAGUGGAAUGUCGUGACGUCAUUUAAUUUUGCCGCUAUAGAAAAAACCAUACAUUUGGUUUAUUGCUUAGCAUUUGAGUCACGUCGAAUUACUUCACCGCUUGGCGCUCAAAAGGUUAAGAUAAGAUUAGUUAUUGCCUCUGUCAAUUCAGUUUUACGAUACCUCCUAAAUUAUUAUACUGAUGCAAGUGCCGCAAAUGCCCCCUAAUGUAUAAACACAUAUUACUUUAUAUUUUAGGAAUAGGACUGCGAUAACAUACUAGUAAGUAGAGGGCGUCGCGAUACUAAGCUAAUAUCUAGGUAAACAUUAGCUUAGUAUCGCGAAACGAGAUCGUAUUUACUUCCCACUGAAUUUUCAUAAUGAAAUUCGUAUUAAUUCUGGAAAUAAAGUGACGCAUUUAGUAUAUAUAGGUGUUACUAACACCAUUUUAUUAAACAGCAUUUUAUACUGAGGAAAGUCACUUGCACCACAGUGCAUGCCUACAGGUUAUGUAAAGUUGCCUCCAGAAUCAGGCGAACUAAAUUGACAAGUCAAUGUGCACAAAUGAUACCACAGUUUGGCCAGUACUGUUCAUAUAGGUAUUUUCAAAAAUGUUUGAAUUUGAGAAUAUCGCGAAAAUUUGGGUUGGGUUUGGGUCAGUUCAAAUGUUACAGUUAAGUAAUUUUUUGUGUUAUUUUACAAAUGUUCGUUGGUAUUUCGAAAAUUGUGCAAUUUUAUAAUUGUAGUUGCAUGUAGUUAGACUUGAAAUAAAUUUUGGAUAUUGGAUAAAUAUAUAGUAAUUAAAAAAAAAUUUAGCUCAAAAUACAAAUAAGGCUAACCCAGACGGGGCAUUUUUUCGCACAAUCUGAAUAAUUUCUCAAUUACAAUGUGUGGUGCUGUGGUGUGGACGCAAAAAUUAAAUAGUCUCAAUAAUCCCUAUUGCUUCGAUUCUAAAGACCACUCCCGAAACUGGACAUUCAAGUUGACAAUUAGGUCAGCAUUUAAGAGCCCCGUAACGAUUUUAGAGCAAAAAUUUAAAAUUAAUAGAUUUAGUCGUUGAAAUUGUACACCUUUUGUUACGUAAUAUCUAAAUAACAAGUAUUGGUGCUACAAAUUGAACUGUCCAUUUUGUGCCUGGGAUAUGAAAACAAAGCAUCAGUUAGUGUCGCUAAAUCUAGAGCAGGUUUACGAUUUUUAAUAAGGAACAACGUACUUAAUUAUUUUUAUUGCUUUCCUUACUCAUGCCUUUACCCUAAAAACGGAAUUCUAAGAAAGGUAUUUGAUUGCCUUAAUCGCAAUGUUAGAAUUGCGGAAUUCACAAGGGAAAAAUUUCUCAACUUAAUAAUUUCACAACUGUUACAUUGCGAGAUAAUAUCAGCAUGGCUAGAAACACAAUGUGAACUUAGUUAAAAUAGUGAUGUUGACUUAGUCCUUAGCAAAAGUGACACAAGAAUCGUUCAUUUCGCUGGCAACAUUCGUAGGAUGAGGACGCGUCGGCUUACGCAUCGAACGCACCGAACGUUGUUUUAUAAAAAUAUACUUUUUCUUUUUAAGAAGUACAACGUUAUAGUGAAAAAAUAUAUUAUUAAAAGGAUGGACGACUUAAGUGUGUUUCUGCUCAACUGUGAUUUGAUACACCUUUAUGGAUCGCUAAAUGAUCAGGGCGCGGAUCUUGAUUUUUUGCUAAGCGCGAAUGACCAUGAACUGUCAAUAUUGGUCCCGGCAAUAGUUCAGAAAGGAAAACUGCGCAUGGCGCUAGAUCGAGAGAGAGAACGCAGAGAAGUUAAAAAUGAUCCGAGGGAUGUAGAUGUACAGCUUGCUGUAGCUCCAAUUCAAAAGCAGGACUCCUUCGUGAUUCCAUCAAGUAGUCAAAAAUCUAGUUUAUCCUCUGUUGUUACAACAUCAGCUGAAUUAUUGGAAUGGGACAUCAAUUGUGAUGACUUACAGUUUAUAGAUGCAAGCAAACUCCUAGGGACUACGACUGGCCGAUCUCUCAAACAAAUUUUAGAGAGCUCUAGUAUUGGGAAACCUCUCCUCAAUAAAAAAGUAUUAUCCUCUAGUGACCGAAAGAUACUAACGGCCCUUAUUGUUGAGGCUGAGGUGCGGAAAUUGAAAGAAAACACUGACCCAAUAAGAAAAGAAAUCUGGGAUACGUGGACAUCAGAAAUUAUAAAGCUUUUCCCAGGUGAAACAAAGGGGGUAUAUUAUAAUCCUUUUCGACUUGUAGAUGGAACAGCUAUUCAGGCCAGUGGUUUAAUAGUAAACCGGUUAAUAACAGUACGAAGGAAAUUGAAUGCAGAGAAUCGCUGCCGCAGUAGAAGCCGUCACAGCAGUAGCGACAAAAGCAGCGACAGCAGCGAAGAACAAAAGAAGAGGAAAAAAUCUGCUGUCAAAUCUCCUGCACGGGUUAGACCUUUUCCUGAUUCUUUUCAAAUAAUAACUACCAAUCAAGAAUCUGAAAAAGAUACUGUGCAGUGGUUGAAGCACUCUUCUUCACCAAGAGAAUUGGUUGAAACAAAAUGGAACAGCUGUCUACAUGAACGCAUGGCUGCACUGCAAGAAGGCGACCACGUUAGUUAUUUGACCAUCUUCCCAGCACUGCAAUGUCCUUGGGGCUAUGUAUUGCUGGCUAGUGACUUUGACAAAAUAUACCCUGAAAUAGAAGGAAAGUUCGAAGAAAAUUUCCCGGUAGUGAAAGGGCGCCUGCUAUCAUUACUAGAUGAGAAGGCAGAACAGCUAACACGAGCUGACACAUCUAUUCAAAGUGUUUUGGAUCUUGCAACUUCGGGAGAGGAACAAGCGAACAUUGCGACUUUCCUAGCAGUUCCCCUGUUGCUGAAGCAGAUGCACACUGUUCCCGUGAAAGGCGUCAGAAGACCCUGGAAUCCUUCUAGAUUGGAAGUAAGCAACGCGUUUUUAAGCUUGGUGCCAUCUACAUCGGACCUUCAAAGCCACUUCUGUAAACGGAAGGCCACAUUGCAGGAAAAAAAAUUGCCUGUUCUUCCAUAUUUGGUUGCCAUUGGGGCUUGCUGGCAGGAUGUUAAGCAGUAUGAUUUAUUAAUAUCUGAAGACAUCAGGUACACAUUUCCCAGUAUUUGUAAAGCUGUUUCAAAUACUUUUAAAAUUCUAUGGGCAUUAGAUUUACCAUAUUCAAAAGAUUGUGCCCCCGUCUGGAUGUUUAUCCAAAGAAGUAUAUAUGUAAUGAAGAGCAAGUUUGACACUGAAGGCACUCCUAUGCUAGAUUUGCUUGCUUCUGUUUCUAACAGACACGAUGGUGCUGUGUGCAAUAUGUAAAAGGUCUUUUGUCCAAAUGAAGCAAUUUCAAGCCCAUUUUACAUUUUAUCAUCCAGGUAAAUGUUAUAUUUGUCCAAACAUGGGUUGUGGGAGAACUUAUCAUCUGUACAAUUCAUUUAGGCGUCAUUAUUUGAAACAACAUUCAGAUUCUUCUAUGUUACAACAGGCUUCAAGUGUACAGGAUUUUGCUAUUGAACAAGAGACCUCUACCGUGAAUAAUGAUCCAUUAUAUAAUGUAUGUAGUGCAACCGAGAUGCAAAUUAGAGAAAAUAAUAGUACUAUACAGAGUAAUAGCAAACAAAACACACCGCCGCUAAGCGACACUUUAGGUCAACUUUUCUCAUCCCUGUAUAGUAAUCCCCAUUUGCCGAACAAUGUGCUAGAUACAGUUUAUAGCGGUAUUCACAACAUGUUCACUUUCUCAAUCAAACCUCUGUUACCAGUGACAUCUAGCUCUGCCGUAGCAAAACUGACAACUGAUCUAGAGAUGUUUAGUUCAACUUAUAAACGACAUCAGUUCUUUGAAAGCAAUGGUACUUUAAUUAAUCCUGAGCCUUAUACUGUAGGGCGACGAUUUGAUUACGUAAAAAAGAACGGUAAAACUUAUUACCAAGCAGUAGAGUGCAUA
Messenger RNA from Cydia pomonella (codling moth), 4827 nucleotides. RefSeq lists its product as uncharacterized. Bases 2388 to 4199 code for a protein of 603 amino acids. The record is from RefSeq and is a predicted model, not a curated record. NCBI's taxonomy places the organism in Eukaryota, Metazoa, Arthropoda, Insecta, Lepidoptera, Tortricidae. The transcript has 6 exons.